Moesziomyces antarcticus is the source of this 1815-nucleotide messenger RNA. RefSeq names its product DUF1237 domain-containing protein. Bases 1 to 1815 code for a protein of 604 amino acids. Lineage: Eukaryota; Fungi; Basidiomycota; Ustilaginomycetes; Ustilaginales; Ustilaginaceae. The record is from RefSeq and is a predicted model, not a curated record. Gene Ontology annotation, biological process: carbohydrate metabolic process. The transcript has a single exon.
AUGAGAUUCGCAUCGCUCGUGCCGUUUACGACGCUGGCGCUUUCCUUGGCGGGCGUGGCCUCCGCCGCCGCGCUGUACGACGGGAGCCAGCAGGCGUUCCUCAACACGCUCGCCUCGCGCAAUGCCGACGGCCGCGCCACCGAAGACGCCUUCGGCGACCCCGAGUACACCUGGCCGGAGCCCGACCCGACGCUGCCGCUCGACUCGCUGCCGGACGCGCGCCCCGCCGUGCAAAAGCGUCGCUUCCGCUCGCGUCUGGUCGAGGCCGAGAUCCGUCGCAUCACCGACAAGAUCGCCGACCCAGCGGUGAAGCGCAUCUUCGCCAACGCCUAUCCCAACACCCUCGAUACCACCGUGGGCUGGACAGAUCUGCAGCUCAACCACCCGGACUCGGCCACCGCCUUCCCGCGCGCGUUCAUCAUCACGGGCGACAUCCUUGCCGCGUGGCUGCGCGACUCGUCCAACCAGAUCUUCACCUACCUUCCGCUGCUCCAGUCUCCGCCCGAGCCCUAUGCGGUCGGGGACAAGGACUGGCUCAAGCUGUAUCGGCUUGCACUGGGGCUGCUGUACCAGCAGUCGCAGCAGGUGAUCACCUAUCCGCUCGCCAACUCGUUUGGUCCUCCCAAGUCGGCCACCAUCACCAACAAGAAGAACCCGGCGGUGGGGGAUGGAGACGAUGCAGACUGGGUGCAACCGCCCGUACCCGGCAGCAAGGGACACUAUUUGCCCCAGCCACCCAGCAACUACACCAAGGUCGAGGGGAAUGACGGCGUGUAUCUGUGGGAGACCAAGUGGGAGGUGGAUUCGCUCGCGGCGCAUCUGCGUCUGCCGUCGCUGCUGGCCGAGUAUGCCAACCGCACCGACUUUUUGGACAACGAGACGUGGCAGAGGGGCGUGAGGAUGGCCAUUGAUACGCUGCGUGCUCAGCAGCGCGGCUCGCGCGAGGAACACGCCGCGUACGAGGCGUCCAACUCCACCACGCUGCUGCCGCCCAACAUCACCGAGCGCAGCGAGUGGGCACAGCGUUUCGGUAGCGUCCAGGGCGGCGUGUACCGCUUCCAGCGUGAGGCGCGCUCGGCCACCGAGACCAAAGCCGACUUGGGCUGGGGCGAACCAGCCCGUCGCAACGGCUUGGUCAAGAGUGGCUUCCGUCCCUCGGAUGAUGCCACUACACUGCCGCACCUCAUCCCCUCGAAUGCGCAGCUUGCCGUGGCGCUCGAAAAGCUCGCUCCGCUGCUGGACAAUACGACGGCGAUGAGCGAUGUGGCUGCCAACGCGCGCUCGUUUGCGGCCGACAUUCGCGCUGCCAUUGCCCAGGAAGCCGUUCUUCCCAACCGCCUCGCCGGAGGCCAGGACAUCUAUGCGUUCGAAGUCGACGGCUACGGCAGCGCGUACUUCAUGGACGAUGCCAACGUGCCCUCCCUACUCAGUCUGCCUUACCUCGGCUACAUCGAUGCGAGCGAUGAGACGUAUCAGCGCACGCGCGCCUUCGUCCUGUCGCAGGAUACCUCCAAGUGGUUCUACUCGGGUGCGGAUUUCAGCGGCAUUGGUGGCCCGCACGUCGGCACCAACUACGCCUGGCCAAUGUCGCGCAUCAUGCAGAUCCUCACCACCACCAACGCAGACGAACAGCUCCACGCCCUCAGCCUCCUCCGCAACACCACCGCCGGCACAGGCCUCAUCCACGAAUCCAUCAACGUCCACAAUGCCACCGACUUCACCCGACCCUGGUUCGGAUGGGCAAACGGCCUCUUUGGCGAAGCCAUCCGCCACAUCGAUCAGACGAACCCCGACAUCCUCCAGCACACCUUCUAA